This is a messenger RNA of Varanus komodoensis (Komodo dragon), 1844 nucleotides long. RefSeq names its product peptidase, mitochondrial processing subunit beta (gene PMPCB). NCBI's taxonomy places the organism in Eukaryota, Metazoa, Chordata, Lepidosauria, Squamata, Varanidae. Bases 27 to 1484 code for a protein of 485 amino acids. Gene Ontology annotation, cellular component: mitochondrion. The transcript is spliced from 13 exons. Gene Ontology annotation, molecular function: metal ion binding; metalloendopeptidase activity. The record is from RefSeq and is a predicted model, not a curated record.
UCCUGAGCUCUUGCUCCUGCGUUAAAAUGGCGGCGGCCGUGAAAGCCGGCUGCCUGGCGGGGAGGCGGCUCCUUUGGGCCUUGCCGGGCCACCUCAUCGCGCGGGGCUCGGGGAAACGGUCUCUUCAUCUUGGGAGAUGCCGCUUCAGAGCUACCAAGUUAGCCCCCCAAAUUGCCCUAAAUGUUCCUGAAACAAAGGUAUCUUCUCUUGAAAAUGGUCUGAGAGUAGCCUCGGAAGAUUCUGGUCUUUCAACAUGCACAGUGGGACUUUGGAUCGACGCUGGAAGCAGAUAUGAAAAUGAAAAAAACAAUGGAACAGCUCAUUUCCUGGAGCAUAUGGCUUUUAAGGGAACAAAAAAAAGGUCGCAGUUGGACCUAGAACUUGAAAUUGAAAACAUGGGAGCUCACCUUAAUGCUUAUACAUCAAGAGAACAAACUGUGUAUUAUGCGAAGGCUUUCUCAAAAGACUUACCAAGAGCUGUGGAGAUUCUUGCUGACAUCAUACAGAAUAGCACACUGGGGGAGGCAGAGAUUGAGCGGGAGCGAGGAGUCAUCCUCCGAGAAAUGCAGGAAGUUGAGACCAAUUUACAGGAAGUUGUUUUUGAUUAUCUUCAUGCCACAGCUUAUCAAGACACAUCACUCGGACGAACCAUCUUAGGACCCACAGAAAACAUAAAGUCUAUUAACCGCAAUGAUUUGGUGGAAUAUAUUACAACACAUUAUAAAGGACCCCGGAUGGUACUUGCUGCUGCUGGAGGAGUUGCUCACGAUGAGCUGCUUGAACUAGCGAAGUACCAUUUUGGUAACUUGCCGUCUAUUGUGAAAGAAGGAGCACCAGCCUUGCCUCCUUGUCGGUUCACAGGCAGUGAAAUUCGAGUGCAAGAUGAUAAAAUGCCUUUGGCACAUAUUGCAAUUGCUGUUGAAGCUGCUGGCUGGUGUCACCCAGACACUAUUCCUCUGAUGGUGGCAAAUACUCUGAUUGGCAACUGGGAUCGUUCUUUUGGCAGUGGUGUGAAUCUGUCCAGUAAACUUGCUCAAGUUGUGUGCCAUGGCAACCUUUGUCAUAGUUUCCAGUCCUUCAAUACCUGUUACACAGAUACUGGACUCUGGGGUGUCUACAUGGUUUGUGAGGGCUCCACCAUGGAGGAAAUGAUGCACUUCGUUCAGAAAGAAUGGGUUCGACUAUGCACUAGUGUUACUGAAAGUGAGGUAGCACGUGCUAAGAAUCUUCUAAAAACCAACAUGCUCCUACAAUUGGAUGGGUCCACUCCUAUUUGUGAAGACAUUGGACGACAAAUGCUGUGUUACAAUCGUCGAAUCCCAAUUCCUGAACUUGAAGCAAGAAUUGAAGCAAUUGAUGCUCAGAUUAUCAGAGAUGUCUGCACAAAGUAUAUCUAUGAUAAGUGCCCUGCAAUUGCAGCUGUAGGGCCACUUGAAAAACUGCCUGAUUACAACAGACUCCGUAGCAGCAUGAACUGGCCUUGAGUUUGACCUUUAUCAAAAAUCUAUCUUGGAGGCUUAAUGGAUGCUUUGGGGAGAUUUUGAUAGCUCUCUAAACUUCUAAGACAAGCAAAUUGAUUUUUCCCCUCAACUAAAGCCUACUUGUGAAGUUCCACAUCAAACAGAGUAUGCUAUCUAUGUGGAAGAUGAUAAGCAUUUAGAACUGUACAAGACACAGCUGAACAUGACAUUUGGUUUUCAGUUCUGAUAGUCCUAAUGCCUUUUGAAAUAAGAUUGAAGUUCAUUUGCUAUUGCAGGCACAAAUAACUAUAUAAUCAACUAAAAAAAGAAGUCAUGCUCUGUAUUUGUAUUUUUAUUAUAAAACAAAACACUUAUUGAUUGUCA